CAUUUUUUUAAAGUCAGUUGAUCUGGUAUUGGUGUUUUAUGUCUUGGUUAUUUAAACUACAGUGUAUUUGGGUUGCAGCCCAGUAAAAUAUCACUGUGUAGGAUAAGUAGGAUGUGUUAUUUUGGGUAAUGAAUAAGAGUUGAAAAGGAUGGUUUUUGUCCUGUAUUAUGCAGUUUCAUGCAGUGAGCUGUUCUAUAGAACUGAACUGCAAGUGCUUUCUCUUGAUUUCUUCUAGGGAGUACGUGUGUGGAUAUCCUUGUCCUCUCUACUUUUAACAUUGAUAAAUCCAAAAGUUCUGCAAGAUUUGAAAAUAGCUAGGAAGACCAGCAUGCUGUGACAAAAGCUAUGUGGGAACGGUUUAUAGGGCACAGAAGAGGGAAAACAAAAUUGUAAAGUGAGCAAUGAUGCUGCGGUUUAACCAUCUCCUUUGGGUUAAAUUUACUCUGUUUCAUCUUUUGUGUUUAAAGCAAAAGCAAAAAUUCUAGAUGACCUGAGGAAUUUGCUCCUAAAACACGGCAGGGAUGGAUGAAAGUCUGAAGAUUGUGUGUGGUUUCUAAAAUCUUUGACUUGUGUAAAUAGUGGGAUUUUCAGGAAUGGGAAGCAGCUGGGAUACAAAUGAGAGGAAGAUGGCAAAAGGUAUGGCUGGUUAUGUUGCUUAUAUGGAUGAAGAUAGGACAUUUCUAAUGAAAAUGAAUGCACUUGAACAGCAAAGCCAAGUGAAGAAUUUUGUUAUGCAUACCGAAGGUCACAAAGCUAGAAGAAGAGCAUUAGAAGAUUAGAAGAGCAAGUAAAGAUGAAUUGCAAGUAAGGUGGAUGAUUAUUGUGUGGAAGAAUUAUGCUGAAUGAAGAAAAACAAAGUAUAGGUCAGAUGGAAGAAUUACUGGAAGCAGUGCAGAAGAAUCAAAGAGUUCACUUGAGAAAGAGCAGAGGGGAGAGAUGGCACUGUUUCUGUCUUGCCAAAAAGUGUUGGAUGGAAGUGUUUGCAGUAACACAGAAAUCUGUUUUUUUUAUAUUUUAGUGUCUAUUAGACAGUAGGGGUGAUUCAUAGAAGGCUGAUGAAAAAGAGAGAUCAGAAAAGUAAAGCACUUCCAUCUGGGUUUCUCCAAAGACACUGGUAACCUUUUGCACUAAUGGUGUACUGCUUCGCACGUUGAUGGCCGGAGACAGCACCCUAUCAACCGUGACACAUGUUAUUGUGGAUGAAGUACAUGAGAGGGAUCGGUUCAGUGACUUCUUGCUAAUAAAACUGAGAGAUGUGUUGCAAAGCCAAGCUAAUGUAAAACUAAUUCUUUCUAGUGCUGCUCUAGAUGCAGACCUCUUUAUUAGGUAUUUUGGAUGUUGCCCAGUAAUACACAUCCAAGGAAGACCUUUUGAAGUUAAAGAGAUGUUUUUGGAGGACAUUUUACGAAGUACUAGGUAUACAAACAAAGAGAUGAUAAAGUACAAAAAAGAGAAGCAGCAAGAAGAAAAACAGCAAAGCACUCUUACUGAGUGGUGUUCUGCUCGAGAAAAUAAUAGUAAGCUGGAACCUGAGAGACCAAGAUUUGUCCCAAGGGCAGCUGAAGAGUGUAGUCUUUUGGGUGAUGAUGGUGACACAGUAUUUAACCAACUAACUGAAAAAGAUGCGAAUUGCCUUGAACUAUGGUUAAUAAAAGAAAUGGAUUCUUGUCUUUCUGACAUCUGGUUGCAUAAAGAUAUUGAUGCCUUUGCUCAGGUGUUCCAUCUCAUUUUAACUGAAAAUGUCAGUGUUGAUUAUAGGCACAGUGAAACCAGUGCGACUGCACUAAUGAUUGCUUCAGGGAGAGGCUUUUUGAGUCAAGUAGAGCAGCUGAUCAGUAUGGGAGCAAAUAUCCACUGCAGAUCAUCUAAUGGCUGGAUGGCUGUGGACUGGGCUAAGCACUUCGGACAGACAGAGGUUGUUGACCUGUUGGAAUCCUACAGUGCUUCAGUAGGAUUUGGAAAUCUGGAUGAAAGUUCCCUGGUCCAAACAAGUGGUAGUGACCUUAGUGCAGAGGACAGAGAACUGUUGACAGCUUAUCAUCACAGUUUUGAUGAUGAAAAAGUGGAUCUUGACCUCAUUAUGCACUUACUUUAUAACAUCUGUCAUAAUUGUGAGACCGGAGCGAUUUUAAUAUUUCUUCCUGGAUAUGAUGAGAUAGUUAGCCUGAGGGACCGUAUUCUUUUUGAUGACAGGAGAUUUGCUGACAAUGCGCACAGGUAUCAGGUUUUCAUGCUUCAUUCAAAUAUGCAGUCUUUGGAUCAGAAGAAAGUGCUUAAAAGUCCACCUCCUGGUGUGCGCAAAAUAAUUCUUUCUACAAAUAUAGCAGAAACCAGCGUAACAGUCAAUGAUGUUGUAUUUGUUAUUGACUCAGGCAAGGUGAAAGAGAAGUCUUUUGAUGCACUGAGUUGUGUUACAAUGCUGAAGAUGGUGUGGAUUUCAAAAGCCAGUGCUAUCCAGAGAAAAGGCAGGGCUGGGCGCUGUCAGCCUGGAGUCUGUUUUCGUCUCUUCAGUAGGCUCCGAUUUGAGAAUAUGUUGGAAUUUCAGACUCCAGAACUUCUAAGAAUGCCACUUCAGGAGCUUUGUUUACACACAAAACUUCUGGCUCCAAUUAAUUGUCCAGUUGUUGACUUUCUUAUGAAAGCUCCUGAUCCUCCACCAGCUUUAAUUGUGAAAAAUGCUCUGCAAAUGCUCAAGACUAUAGAUGCCAUGGACCCUUGGGAAGAUCUUACUGAACUUGGUUAUCAUCUCACUGAAUUGCCAGUGGAGCCACACCUCGGUAAAAUGGUGUUGUGUGCCGUUGUUUUGAAGUGCCUGGAUCCUGUUCUUACCAUUGCCUGUGCUCUUGCCUACCGAGACCCUUUUGUGCUGCCCACGCUGGCCUCUCAAAAGCGGGCAGCCAUGCUGUGCAGGAAGCGUUUUACUGCGGGAACCUUCAGCGACCACAUGGUGCUUCUCCGGGCUUUCCAGGCAUGGCAGAAGGCACGCAGUGAUGGCUGGGAGAGAGCCUUCUGUGAAAAGAACUUCCUCUCUCAAGCCACAAUGCAAAUCAUCGUAGGAAUGAGAACACAGUUGCUUGGCCAGCUUAGAGCCUCAGGCUUUGUUAGAGCCAGAGGAGGAGCUGAUAUUAGAGAUGUUAAUGCUAACUCUGAAAACUGGGCUGUAGUUAAAGCUGCUUUAGUGGCUGGGAUGUAUCCCAAUCUUGUGCAUGUAGACCGAGAGAGCCUGGUUUUAACUGCACCAAAGGAGAAGAAAGUACGAUUUCAUCCAACCUCUGUUCUUAGUCAACCUCAGUAUAAAAAGAUUCCCCCAGUGAAUGGCCAAACUGCAGCUGUUCAGGCCCUCCCUACAGACUGGCUGAUAUACGAUGAAAUGACUAGAGCUCACAGGAUAGCAAACAUCAGGUGCUGUUCUGUUGUAACACCCAUCACUGUGGCUCUCUUCUGUGGACCAGCUAGGUUACCAAGUAAUGCUUUACAGGCAUCUUCGUCCUGUCAAGGAGACAGGGCAUCCAGUGAUAGCAGUGACAGUGAGAUGGAGGACAGAACAACUUCUCAUGCAUCACUACUAAAGCUAGAUGAAUGGCUCCAUCUCAAACUGGAUUCUGAAGCUGCUGGUUUGCUGUUGCAACUCAGACAGAAGUGGCAUAGCUUAUUUCUGCGUCGCAUGCGAGCUCCUUCUAAAUCGUGGUCUCAAGUUGAUGAAGCAACUGUAAGAGCAGUUGUAGCUGUUUUAACUGCUGAAGAACAGUCUGCAGGUUUGCAGCAACCUUCAGGAAUUGGUCAGAGACCAAGACCUGUGGCCUCUGAAGAUCGUCUUGUACCAUCUACAUGGAGGUCAACUAACACCAGGAGAAAUACUGUAGAAGCUGAAUUCUCUGACUCCUCUAAUGCUGAAAAAGUUCUCAUGAGGUCUAUACGUCCUGUAAUUCAUCAGCCGAAGAAGUACAAACGAAAAAAUGUUUUGCACUCCAAACAAACUUCAGAUGACAGGUCAGAUCAAUCAUCAGUGAAGUCUGCAGACAGCAGUAGCUUCCCUAGCCCCUGUGCUAGUCCAUCUUCGAUAUCUGGAAAGGCUUCCAAAUCACCUUCCCCAAGACAAAAUAUGCCAGUUCGGUACUUUAUAAUGAAAAGUAGCAACUUGCAGAACAUUGAGAUUUCUCAGCAGAAAGGUGUAUGGUCCACUACGCCAAGUAAUGAACGAAAACUGAAUGGAGCCUUUUGGGAAAGCAGCAUGGUUUACUUAGUCUUUUCUGUUCAAGGGUCUGGACACUUCCAGGGUUUUGCUAGAAUGUGUUCAUCAAUAGGGUGUGAGAAAAGUCAGGACUGGGGAUCUGCUGGAUUUGGAGGUGUAUUUAAGGUGGAGUGGAUCCGAAAAGAAAGCAUUCCUUUUCAGUUUGCACAUCAUUUGCUCAACCCUUGGAAUGACAAUAAGAAAGUACAAAUAAGCAGAGAUGGCCAGGAGCUGGAACCACAAGUUGGAGAGCAGUUGCUGCAGCUGUGGAACCAUAUUCCUUUGGAAUGAAAAAACUCAACUGAUUAAGCAUGUCAUAUAAUGAGAUGGAGCUGACAUUGUUGAAACAUCAGCUCUAACCACUAGAACCAACAGCAUGUCUACAAUACCAAGAUAAGGAAGAAGGUGGCACAACAAACAAACUCCUGAAGCUCUUAGUCAUGCUAGCUCUUAGCUAGCAGUGGGAAAAAAAGAGGGAAUUAUGUUUGUUUUGGUGUUUCCUUGUUGUAAAAAAUAUCAAUAAGGUUGUCCAUCAGUCUUUUUUGACUGAAUUAUUUUUUUCUACAGUAGUGGGCAGAUACUUGAAAGUGUGGUAAAGUUCAAAAUUAAGUUUAAAGCAAUGCACCACAUGUAAGUUUUUUGUGGGUUUAAAAUAGCACAGCAGACAGUUUACAUUUAAAGCAUUCUCAAUCCAGUAAAUGUAUGAAAGAAACCAGUUUAAUGUUAAUUAAUCAUUUUUGCAGUUUGAUUAAAAUAAAUAAAUUGAGAACAGAUGUCUCCAAAUAUGUUGGGAGAGUCCUUAAUUGUUUGGUGAACUUCUGUAUGCACAGUACAAGAGAGAAGGAUAGGUUCAAUUACAAACAACUAUACAGCUGGAGAACGCUAGUUUUUGAAUUCUAGUUUAAAUAUAGAAGGGAAAGAAGUAUGAGACUUUUUUGAGUGUGGCUUGGUCCAGUGGUAUUUCCAGUUUCAAUUUUUUUGCCCCUAAAAAUACUCACACUUUGACAAGCUGAGACAGUCUUUCAGAGGCCUGUGGCCAAAUGGUAUUUUAAUAGUUCACUAUCUUGAGCAUUGUUACAAGAUUUCUACUUCUUUUAUAAAAAAUAAAAAAUAAUUACCAGUACAA
Motacilla alba alba is the source of this 5357-nucleotide messenger RNA. Its product is annotated as 3'-5' RNA helicase YTHDC2-like. Lineage: Eukaryota; Metazoa; Chordata; Aves; Passeriformes; Motacillidae. The coding region runs from base 1154 to 4522 and encodes 1122 amino acids. The record is from RefSeq and is a predicted model, not a curated record. Gene Ontology annotation, cellular component: intracellular anatomical structure. The transcript is spliced from 26 exons. Gene Ontology annotation, molecular function: RNA binding; ATP binding; protein binding.